Messenger RNA from Candida albicans SC5314, 435 nucleotides. RefSeq lists its product as uncharacterized. Bases 1 to 435 code for a protein of 144 amino acids. The transcript has a single exon. Lineage: Eukaryota; Fungi; Ascomycota; Pichiomycetes; Serinales; Debaryomycetaceae. The record is from RefSeq and is a predicted model, not a curated record.
AUGGCUUCAAAUGAGUUGCCUCCUUGCUCAUCAUCUUUCACAAUAUCCCAUGAUCUUUGGUACUCAUCUUCCCAGGCAUACCCAUUGGCCCCUUUCAAGUCACUCACUUCACCACGACGUGAUGAUCGAGUUCUUGCUGACAUACCACUCUUUGCUCCUCCAGGUGAUGCACUUUUCUCUGGAGCAGUCGAAGGAAGUUUAGAGGACGGCGAUUUAGAGCCCAUGUAUUCCUCAUCUGAGUCAUCCAUCUUGACAAUGUGUAGUUUUAUUUCUUCGGGGAUGUAUUUCAAUAUAUGCCAAAGGCUGAAUUGUUUUUCUCUACUAGACUACGCUUUUUUUUUUAGGAUCUUGUUGCUCAAUUACUCUCUACGUACUCACCAGAAUAGAGAAAGAUUGAAAAAAAAAAAAUUGUGCAUCACUUCUUUGAAUCUAUAA